CUACAUUUAAUAAUAUCAAUCAAAAAUAUAUUGAAAAAAAGUUAAUUUAUAUUUUACAAAAUUUUUUAUUUAAAAAAAGUGAUAGUAUAUAGUACAUCCAUACACAUAUACAUUGCGAAGAAUGUGGUUAAUAACAAUACUGAUGAUAACAUUCGAAUCACGAAUGAUAUUCUCACGUGUUUCAACAAAAGAUAAUGAAACUUUAGAUUGCGAUCGAAUUAAUUCGAAUAUUAUUGGAUUACCCGAAUGUCAUUUGAAAGAGAGUGCACAUCGGCUUAUAUGUUUUGGUGGUAUUGACGAUAAAUGGAAAACAGAAAAUGAGAAAGUACACAAUCUGGUACUGUGUAAUUGGCCCAAUAAAACUUUCGACCCACAAGAAGUUUUGCAAGGAUUUCCAUUGUUGCGAAAAUUUAAAAUUGUGAAUAGUAAUUUAACGAGAUUGAUGACAUCUUUCCCUGAGGAAUGUCAAUUUCUUGAAAAAGUUAAUCUAACUCAUAACAGAUUGGAAGUACUGCCAGUGGGUGUGUUUGCAAAUCUUUCGAAUUUAAAAAUCGUCGAUUUGAAACACAAUGAUUUCAAGGAGAUCGAUCUAAAACUAUUCAAUAUAUCCACGUUGAAUCACGUUUAUCUUUUUGGUAAUCCAUUGAAAUGCACUGAAAAUAUGUCUUGGAUUCUCGACUUGAGGAAUGGAUCUUUCGCUGAGAAAAUUGUUGAUCGAGAAAAGUUACGUUGCUCUGCUCCAUAUAAUGGAAGAUUACUUGUACCAGUCGUUGAAAUUAUUAUGACAUUGAAAGAGGAAUGCAAGAGAACAUUAUGCGACUGCGAAUUGGUUUAUGUAGUUGGACGAGGUGGUAAAAGGACAUUGAAACAAUUAAUGGCCUUUGCUUCGGUUAAUUGUAGUUAUCGUGAUUUAACCGAAAUGCCAGAAUUUUUACCGGCCAAUACUACCACUUUACAUUUGACUGGAAACAAGAUCAAGGAUUUGACACCUCUAGUAAAAAAUACUGUCUACAAACAAGUUUUGGAUCUUUAUCUCGAUGACAAUUUAGUUGAAUCCAUUGUACAAUUGGAUGGGUCCUAUUGGCUCGAUCAUUUCCGUCUUUUGAGUCUUCGUGGAAAUAAACUCUCAGAUGUACCAACUUAUGCAUUGGAAAAUGUUUUGCUUCAAAGUGGUAGUGUAGCAAGAUUAUAUCUCGGUAAUAAUCCAUGGAGAUGCGAUUGUCUUUUCACUCCUGGAUUUCAGGACCUAUUGAUUAGGUAUACAAAUUUAGUUCGAGAUAUAAACGAGGUCAAGUGUGCAGCUGUCAGCGGCGAUGAGAAUUCAAACAAACAGAUCCGUGACUUAACUCGUACAGAAAUUUGUAUUUCAUCGGAUGAAAACUCUUUGAUUUAUCCAUUAGACAUUUUAAAUAUUAUAUUGGCAUUUCUGAUAUUUUUAAUUAUUGGCAAACUUUUGUACGAUUAUUGGUCGUUCAAGAAAACUGGAAAAUUACCCUGGAUCGUAUCUAAAAUACCAUAAAAAUUAUAUACCGAGAAUAUAUAUUCUUUUCUUCUUUCUUUUUUUUUUUUUUUUUUUUUUGAUUGUUAUCGAAAUUUUUUCAUUUGUCAAUUUUAAAUAUGUUUCUUAUAUCUCGUUAUUGAAAUAUUUUUGAUAGAAUUGUUCAGCAGCAGACUUUUUCGCAUUAUGACGACUCACUCCAUGUCCUGAUGAUACAAGAAUUUAUUUAUAAUUAAUUAAAAUGUACGAUACGUAUAUAAUUAUAUA
Molecule: messenger RNA, 1765 nt
Organism: Vespula pensylvanica (western yellowjacket)
Lineage: Eukaryota; Metazoa; Arthropoda; Insecta; Hymenoptera; Vespidae
Gene: swi2
Product: protein singed wings 2
Exons: 10
Coding region: 122-1519 (465 amino acids)
Cellular component (GO): extracellular matrix
Molecular function (GO): protein binding
Source: RefSeq, a predicted model, not a curated record